CUGUCGACUGAGUUGGCUUGGGUUGUGGCGAUAAUAAUAAUGAAGUGAUUUUCAAAUAAUAUAGAUUAUUUCCAGAGUGCCCAGUAUGGAAAUCGAAAAUUUUAACUUUAACCAGAUUUGUAGGACAUGCAAAUGUGUUACACCUCACAUGCGGUCCCUUUUCGAGGGAUACGAAAAUUCUCAUCAAAGUCCCCGUAUUGACGAGAUGCUAAUGGCCUGUGCUUCAGUUCAGGUGAUAUGUGGAGACGGUUUACCGACGCUAAUUUGCCAAAUAUGUGUGGAACAACUAAAAAACGCCUUCAUCUUCAAGCGACAGGCAGAAAAAGUAGACAUAGGACUAAGGGAAUAUGCGAAAAAUAUCAAAGUGAACGAAAUCAAACAAGAACUUCAAAAUUCUGAGUUUAUGGAAUCCUUGAAUACUCUUAACAAUCUUCUGAAUGAGCAAUCGACAUCAAAAGAACCCUUGCAAGAUGGACAACCUUCUUCGAUUUCUCCCAAAAUUGAAACGGACUAUAUACAAUUCAUGGAAAACAACCAAAUGUUACUCACCUGUCGGGAAUGUGCUAAGAUGUUCACUACUUUGGAAGGCCUACGAUGUCACAAACGUGUUCACACGGGCAGCAUGUAUAAGUGCAAACAGUGUGACAAAGAAUACACCAGGCUGAAUCAUCUUCAACGCCACGAACAAUCGCACAAUAGGAGGAAGGUCCAUGUCUGUCGCAUUUGCAGCAAGACGCUAACUAGAAUGGAGCAUCUGAAGAGACAUCUCGUGACACACUUGAGGGAGAAGCCAUUCUCUUGUAAAACUUGCAACAGGGGGUUCAAUAGGGUGGAGCAUCUGCAUAAUCACGUCCCAAGAUGUAAAGGCGACACAGUUUACCCCUGUGAUAUUUGUAAUAAGGCCUUCAAUCGUGAAGAUAGUCUCGAAGUCCACAAAAAGAUGCAUGACAAUCAGAGCCCCAAGCUGCCCACCAUCGAGAAUCUAGACAACAUUGAGGAUCACUACUACCAAAUUGAUCAAGACAUCAAUGCGAUAUUCUCCGAUCAUGACGAUGAUGUCGAUGAUUGUUUCGAACCACAGGUAGAAGUUACCGAGGACGAGGAAAAAAUAAAAGUCCCUGAAAUUCCGGUGCCGUCUGGUGUAGUACCAGACGAAGAGAGCAAUGCUAGCGAUGGGUCUGUUGGUGGGGAAGAUGUUGACAACGAUAUGGAGAACGACUUGGAACCUGACAUUGAAGAUGACGCCAAUGAAGAUAAUGAGAGCAUUGUUGACAACAAGGAUAUAAGCGACUUGAACGAAAUUAUUACAGACGACGAUAUUAAGGACAGGAAGGACGUCAAAGUCGAGGAUGACGUGGCUCAGAUGGCAGAACCUGAAGAAGAUGACGAGUUACUGAGAGAAGCUAUCGCUGAAGCUGAGGCUGCCGAAGCUGCUGAAGAGGAGUCCGAUAAAGAUAGCGACGAUUCAGAUUACAUGCCGCAAAAGGCGUCGCCGAAAGUAAAACGGGGCCGAGGAAGGCCCCGCAAGAACCCCGACGCACCUCCUCGUAAUCCUCGUAAAGUGAGAACUCCAAAGUCGCCUAGGGUUCCGGGUAGGGGUAGAGGAAGGCCUCCUUCGAAGGUGCAUGUUAAGAAGGAGCGGGAGCCUGCUGAAGAGGAAUAUGGAGAGUAUCCGUGCCCGAUAUGCCAAGAGAUGUUCCAUACACUGAUGAAAUUGGACAAGCACGCUAGAAUAAUGCAUGAAGGUGCAAAGGUCCAUAAGUGCAAUGUUUGCCAAAAAGAAUUUGCGAGAGCAAACCACUUGAAGAGGCAUGUCACGUCACAUUCGAAAAUCAAACCUUUCCGCUGCACGAUAUGCACAAAGAGUUUCAACAGAAGGGACCAUCUGAACCAGCACCAAAAAUUGCACGAAAGACAGAACGACUAUGAAUGUGACAUAUGCCAGAAGCCUUUCAACAGAGCUGAUCAUUUGGCCAAACAUAAAGCUUCUAAGCAUGGCAUAGGAGACAAAAUAUGUGUGAUGGGAGAAAAGAAAUACGAAUGCCCUCUAUGUCAUAAAUGUUUCACCACUGAAAAAUAUCGAGAUGUUCAUGUAGCUGGUCAUAAUGGACAGAAAGAAUAUGGCUGCAAAGUGUGUGAUAAAACCUUCCUCUCCAAAUCCCAUCUAACGGAGCACAUGAAAUUCCACAACGAGCAUUCCAAGAAGUUCCUCUGCUCAGAAUGUGGGCAGAGAUUCAUUCGAAACGACUAUCUCGUUAUCCACAUGAGGAGGCAUCGGGGUGAGAAACCAUUCAAAUGCAAGUAUUGUGGAAAAGGUUUUCCAAGGACAACAGAUUUGACAGUACAUGAGAGAUAUCAUACUGGGGAGAAAACUCAUUUAUGUACAAUUUGUGGCAGAGGUUUUGGAAGGUGAGUUGUUCAUAAAUGU
Molecule: messenger RNA, 2428 nt
Organism: Leptinotarsa decemlineata (Colorado potato beetle)
Lineage: Eukaryota; Metazoa; Arthropoda; Insecta; Coleoptera; Chrysomelidae
Biological process (GO): regulation of transcription by RNA polymerase II
Cellular component (GO): nucleus
Molecular function (GO): zinc ion binding; DNA-binding transcription factor activity, RNA polymerase II-specific; DNA binding
Source: RefSeq, a predicted model, not a curated record